AUGCAUCCAGAUAUUGAUAAAACUGCUGACCAAGGGGACAAGGAUGCUAAUCAGGUGCAAAAUGAUGAUAAGGAGAAGAAGGAACAGCCUAGGCAAGAACAAAGGAAGAAGGAGAAUAAAAGAGGUUAUAGAGGAUGGCAAAAACCUAUUCAGAAGUUUCUUCCUAAGGUGUUAUCUAGUGGUAAGUUGGUGACUUAUUCUGGAUCAAAGAGUUAUGUAGAAUCAACUGGAGGGGAAAACAAAGCUGAGCAUAGCAAUCCUAAUGGUGAUGAGGGUAACAAGACAAAGAAUCAAGAUUUAGUGGUCAGCACUAACAAGUUUGAUGUUCUAUCAAUAAUUAAUGAGGAGGAGGAAUCCAGCAAAUUCAAUAAUGCAGCAGAAGUGGUUAUUUCCAAUGUAGAAAAUGUUAUUCAGGAAAGUGUUGAGGAUCAGGUGGUAAGCAUCUCUGAAAGAUCCCUAGCUGGUACUGAUGAACAGAAGAAAGAGGGAGGGGAUACUGAAAGCUCUCCAUCAAAUAUAACUGAAGUGGUAGAGAAGGAGGCAAUUCAAAAUGUCUCAGGGCCAAGUGAGGUGGAGAAUGGGAAGGUUUUUCAAGAAGGUGAAGAUAUUGCUCAACUAGGAUGUAAGGAUAGUACUGAUGAGGGUGAAGAUGAUAUCACAAAGGAAGCAAGUGAAAUUAAUCAGCUGCCAAUAGCAAAAGAAGAUUCAGGUGUCAUUUUACCAAUUUGCCAUGAGGAUCAGGAUGUAAUGGAAUCCUCAGGGCUAGAUAUAGUCCUCUAUCAAGAGAAUGAGAAUGAAGAGAUGAGUAAUGAUCCAGUGGUAAUGGAUGAAUGUAGUAAAACAGCUCAUAUUCCCAAUGAAGGAAAGGAGAUCAUAGGACUGGAAAAUAGCAUUCAUGAGGAUCAUAUUGUUGACAAUGCUAGAUUAAAGGAUGAAGUUUUGGAUGAAGAAACAGUAGAUGCAGAGAAGGAGAGCAUUGUUAAUACAGAAGAUGAAAAAAAGAAUUCGCAAAGUAGCCAACUUGAAGAUGCUUAUUCUAAAGGCAAGAAUUCAGACCUGAGCAGGAUAGAAGAAGAGGAUGUACUGCGGCACAAAACUGAUAUAUCUAAAGCUACUGAUGUGAUUCACAAAGAAGUCAACACGUAUAAGAAGGGCAAGAAGACCAGGAAGGGUGGAUAA
Molecule: messenger RNA, 1179 nt
Organism: Lycium barbarum (goji berry)
Lineage: Eukaryota; Viridiplantae; Streptophyta; Magnoliopsida; Solanales; Solanaceae
Exons: 3
Coding region: 1-1179 (392 amino acids)
Source: RefSeq, a predicted model, not a curated record